GACAGCUGCAUGCACGCGGGUGUCCACCAAAUUGUUUGUACUCACGCAAUUUCCUUUCCUCUAGUUUUAUAAUAUUACCACAGCAAACAUGUUUUUAAAUGCAUAACAAUAGACUGCAGGGAGUUUCACAAAUUAAUAACUAGUUUGUAUGUAUUAUUGAAAUAGUAGCGCAAGUGUCUGUGUUCUGAAAGCUCUUUCGGUCUGUGGCACUGGAAGUACGACAGUGUUUUAGUUUCCCAUCUCGACCGCAGGAGCUGUUUGCAGCUAACCUCCCGACCAGCCAGCAAGAAGCGGACUGAUACGACAGACAUCUACACUGGCUCUAAUUAGAAACCGACUCCAUGGUACACACGACCUCCAACAUGGACGCUAAAUGUCUAAAUAUGACCUAAGCAGGAUGAUAUCCAAAGUGAGCAAUCGGAACUGCCAGCAAGGAUUACAAGAAGUUGGCAGACAGGCGGCAUGACGGAGGAGAAAUGCCCCCAGCUAGUGGACUACUUUGUGGUGGCAGGGCUGGCUCCGGGGGGCUCGGCCCCACUGGACGAAGAGGGCCAGCAGAGAGGGGGCCGGGUGGUGGAGCCGGUCAUAGACCUGGCGGUGAUCGCCCGGGGCUUGGGGGAGGAGGUGCCCGAGGGCUUCACCUGCAUCGAGAAGACCCAGGGGGGCCACCCGGCCGGGCUGAGCGCCGGACUCAUCAACAACCCCCACAUGUACCUGUGUUACCGCCGUGGGCAUGACAAGCCACCCAUCCUCGACCUCGGGGUGCUGUACGAGGGCAAAGAGGUGGUGAAGCAGGGCUGGAAUGUGAUCGAGACCACCCCCUACAGCCGCUCAGCCAGCCUGAGCUCCGGGGGGCCUGCCACCCACCGCACCUUCCUGACCUACCGCCGGGCCCCAGAGUCCCAGGCCCUCCACACCCUGGGGGUCACAGACAUCUCCCUCCUGCUGCCCAGCAAGGGGGAGGUGGCCCCCCACACCUUCUGCCGGGUGGAGAAGAACCUCAACACUGGCAUAUGGGGUCCAGCCUUAUACCUGUGCUACAAGAGAGCUGUAGCCAAAGCCAACGCCCUAGUCUAUGAAGCAGGUCUGAUCAGUCGGUAUCCUGAAGCGGACGUGGAGUCGUUCCCCCUGCCAGAGUCUGUGCCUAUGUUCUGUCUGCCCAUGGGUGUGACGGUGGAGAGCUGGCCCCUCAACACCAAGUACCAGCUCCCUGUCUUCUCUACCUUCGUCCUCACCAGCGCCUGUGGCGACAAGGUUUACGGUGCUGCCAUCCAGUUCUACGAGGCGUUCCCACGGGAGUGCCUCUCGGAGCGGCAGAGCGUCCGUCUGGGCCUGGUGAGCGUGGUGGACCGGCGGCCUAUCACCAACCGCACCCUGCAAGUGAAGAAGAGUGUGUGUGUUCUCUCCCACUGGCCCUUCUUCACCGUCUUCCAGAAGUUCCUCACCUUCGUCUACCGAUACUCCAUCUCCGGACCCCACGUGCUGCCACUUGAGAAGCACAUCUCCAGCUUCAUGCACAACGUCCCGUUCCCCUCCCCUCAGCGACCUCGCAUCCUAGUGCAGCUCUCCCCCUAUGAUAACCUUCUCCUCUGUCAGCCUGUCUCCUCCCCCUUACUACUCAGUGGUGCCAGCUUUGUGAAGCUGCUGCAGAACCUGGGCCCUGAGAACGCCUGUGUCCUGCUGCUGGCUGUGCUGACGGAGCACAAACUACUGCUACACUCCCUCCGCCCCGACGUUCUCACCUCCGUCAGCGAGGCCCUGGUAUCUAUGACGUUCCCUCUGCGUUGGCACUGCCCGUACAUCCCCCUGUGCCCGCUGCGGCUGGCAGACGUACUGUGUGCCCCCAUGCCCUUCAUUGUGGGCGUCCACUCCAGCUACUUUGACCUCUAUGACCCCCCUACUGACGUGGUGUGUGUUGACCUGGACACCAACACUAUCUUUCAAGCAGAGGACAAGAAGCCGUUGUCAUGGCGAUCACUACCAAGGAAGCAAGGCAAGAUGCUGGUGAAUACCCUCACCAACUUGAUGAAGACACUGGAGAAAAUCUAUACCACCGGCCAAGAGGAGGCCACUCUGGAGUUCCUGCUGACAGACUAUGACUUGAUCUACGGGCGUCAGAAGCAGCUGGAGCUGGAGAUCCAGGAGGCCUUCCUGCGUUUCAUGAGCUGCCUGCUCAGGGGCUACCGUGCCUACCUGUUGCCCAUCACCCAGGCCCCCUCAGACAGGACUACCGACUGCAGCUCCCUCUUCAACCUGCAGGGCUUCCUGAAGUCUCGUGAACGCACCCACCAGAAGUUCUACACCCAGCUGACCAGGACCCAGAUGUUCACUCAGUUCAUCGAGGAGUGCUCAUUCGUCAGUGACCGCCACGCCUGUCUGGAGUUCUUCGACGAGUGUGUCCAGAAGCAGUCGGAUGUGGAGAAGCCUGAGGAGGUGCGUCUGAUAGACCUGGAUGAGGCCCACAGUGGGGAGCACACGGUCUUCAUCAUGCCCCCAGAGGAACCCCAGGAGCCAGACGGUUCAGAGUGCCCCACUCACUACAGCUAUGAGACAUUCCCUGUGCUCUGCAUGGAUCUUUUUGACCGGCCUCAGGACCAGCUACGUGUCCCUACCAAGGGGAGUGCCCCGAGCAGCCCUGCCCCGCGACGGACUAAACAGGAGAUUAAGCUGGCACAGAAGCGGGCACAGAUAUACUCGGCAGUGCCCGACAUGUGGUCCAAAUGCCUGCUGGGCCACUGCUAUGGGCUGUGGUUCAUAUACCUGCCCACCUUUGUGCGGGCGGAGAGUGCCAAGGUGCGUGCCUUGCAAACGGCAUACGAGGUGCUCAAGCACAUGGAGACCAGGAAGGUGGUACUACCAGAUGAGGUGUGUUACAGGAUCCUGAUGCAGCUGUGUGGACAGUACGGGCAGCCUGUGCUCGCUGUUAGGGUACUUCUGGAGAUGAAGAAAGCUGGGAUCACACCCAACACCAUCACCUAUGCAUACUACAACAAGGCAGUGCUGGAGAGCAAGUGGCCCUCCACCAAUCAAGGUGGCCGUCUGCGCUGGGCCAAGUUGCGCAACGUUCUGAUGGCCGUGGCGCAGUUCAGACAGCCAAUCAAACAACGGCUGAAGAGUGGUUCAGUACGCUCGCGGACAGAUACAAUGGACAGUAACCAACGGUCCCGCCCACAAUCUAACCUGAUUCGUCAGUCCAGCUGGAGCGGCCUGAGUGAAAGCUCCAGCCACGAAUCGCUGACGGGGUCUAUGGUGAAGAGCAACAGCCUGAACAGCAUGAGAGGCUCAACAGACAAAUCUAAGCUCUCAAUGAAAGCGGUGCUCGGGAACCCAGGUGCCAAUGGCUGCAGCAAUCCUGCCUCCCGUAAACCCCCCGUGGGGCCACGAGACACCACCACCCCUUCUCCCUUUCCCCCUGGUGGUGUCCUGGUGCGCCGCGACCAGGUGUGCCUGUCCACCUUCUACAAAGACUGUGCCGAGACGGCCGUCUCUGACCCCGACUGCAGCUGCCAGCCUGAGGACAGAGACGGCAGGCCACCUGGGCCUAGAGACACUGUGAGCCGCAAGGCCGUGGACGAGAACUACAAUAAUGUGUCACCGCCGAGUCGGGGAAGCCUGGCAGGGAAACUACAGCAGCUGCUCACACCUACUCGCCAUCGAGUCUCGGGGCGGCGGGCCGCAAGUGUAGACGCUCGGCGCUCGGGGGGUGAAAACGGGCCGGUGCGCAGAGUGUCGGAACAGAGGCUGUCCCGAAAAGCCCAGGUGGCUGAGAGCCUGCUGAAGGCUAAGGAGAGGCUCUACACUGCUACCUCUGAGAGUUCUCUGUCGGUGGGGAGUGACGUCGACCUUCCUGAAACCACCAAUUUGGCCUUUCCUCUCCGCAAGUCCUGGGACACCAACCAAGAGGGAGCAGGAUUAGAGGUGUCGAUGUCGAGCUGCUCCCUGUGUCGGAGCUGUAACUCCCUGGUCUAUGAUGAGGAGAUAAUGGCCGGGUGGACGUCUGACGACUCCAACCUCAACUCCAGCUGUCCCUUCUGCUCGACCACCUUCGUCCCCCUUCUCAACGCUGAGAUCUGUGACCUAGGACCCAUCAGCAGCCUGGAACGUACCAAUUGGAACAUGGACGAGGAGGUGGAAAGCGCAGCCAAGUCCCCUGGUGACCAGGAGGCCAUCCUGGGUCACAACGGUGUGAGUGAGGACUCCAGCUCUGAGACCAGCAGUUAUUCUGAGAGCAGCAGCGCUACCAUGGGAUCAUCGGUGGGCGGGUCGCCCCAGGUGACGGUGGCCUACCUGAGCCCAUUGGUGCUGCGCAAGGAGCUUGAGAGCCUGCUGGAGAACGAGGGUGAGGCGGUGCUGUCGCAGGGCCAGCUCCUGGACAGCCACUCCAUCAUCUUCUGGAACAUGGUUUGGUACUUCCAUCGCCUGGGCCUGCCCAGCAACCUGCUGCAGCUGGUUCGCUCCUCACCGUUGGCCAACCAACUAGCACAGACUUCAGAGAACUCAGCAGUGAGGGUGAGGCUGCUGUGGGACACACUGACCCCUGACACAGACUACUGGCCCCCCCUCUACAUCCUGUGGAGGAUACACAGUGGCGUACCCAUGCGGAACCACAGCUGGCGGAGGCACAACCACCCCUUCACCCUGGCCUUCCUGGAGGAAGUGCUGCGCUGGGUCGGCAUGAACGAGGUACACAAGGGAAUCACUCUCUUCCUGGAAACCAUUGCCAAGCAACCAGGCACGCCCAAGAUACAAAGGAGUCUGUACAGAGAGAUGCUCUUCCUCACGCUGGCUGCCAUGGGUAGAGAUCACGUUGCUGCGUUUGAUAAGAAAUACAAGGCUGCGUACCAACGGCUGAGUGGCUCCUUGGGCCGCGAGGAGCUCCGCAGGAAGCGAGCCCAACCACCUAGCCCCAAGGCUGUGGACUGCAGACGGAGCUUCCUUCUGCCCCUCGAGUGCUAAUACCACCUGCAGGCUCCACCCACUCCAAUCCAGAUCCGCCCCCAUCGCUGCUGCCUCCACCCACUCCAAUCCAGAUCCGCCCCCAUCGCUGCUGCCUCCGCUCCCUAGAACACUGAUACCCAGCUGCCAAGAAGAAGGGAUUGGAGAAGUUAGACCGAAAACAACAGACAGAAAAUUCUGCCUUCACUUUGGACUUCUCCGCUGUGCUGCCACCUAGCACAGCUCGGCCACACUAUAAAAGCCCCUUGACUAUGUAACCACACCUCACUAUCCUUGUUUAUGUGAACCCGAUAUCUACAUUUGACCUUCAUUAAUUUCCAUUGUGCAACUGGCCUUUGGACAGCUUCCUCAAUAACUAAACACAACCCUCUCGUCCUAUAGUUUGGCUACAGGGAUUAUUGGACCUGGUACAUACAGCCCAGCCCCCUUGGACUUUGCUCAUUGCUCGUAUAUACAUGGCCUCUGCCUCACCAAUAUAACUCAUACUGGUUUGUAGGUCAUAAACCAUGCAUUUCAUUCGUAUGCAACAUGUAAGGCAUAUUACCGACCUGCGAUCUAUGCAUUCAAUGCGAAUAUAUUCUAUAAUUUGCAUUGCUUUCAGACAGAAAAUCUAAUGAGUGGGAGAUGUCUAGUGAUCCUUGAUGUGAUGGGAAGUGUCUAUCAUCGAACUGUAACAUACAUUACAUUGCAAGGGUACAUACCAGUCACUCACAGUCACAGUCAAAACCUUUAGAUUAGAUCGCAUUUCAUGCCUCUCUUGCUCUUUUUCACCCUCUGGAAUGAAUUCUGUCAACUGGACAUUGGUGGUAAAGUCUAUCACUUUGGGAUGAGACUGCUUCAGCAAGCCAAUCCAAACGAGGAUGUUUACUCUGGGAGAGGAUGAUAUUGAAUAUCGACUUCGGGUGAGGAUAUCUUCGGGAGGAUUAUGUCAGCUCAGAUGUCGAAUCUGGGAGAGAAUUAUGUCAACUAAGAAUGGAUGAUGUUGACUGGGGGAGGAUGAUGUCAACUCUGGGUAAGGAUGAUGUCAAAUCUGGGAGAUGAUGUCAACUCUGGUAAAGGAGGUUGUUGAUUGGGAAAUGAUGAUGUUUCCUAUUGAUUUUGGGAGAGUAUGAUGUUAACUAUCGGUUUUGGGAGCAGAUGGUGAGUUGUGGUGAUCAGCAAUGUAAUGGUUUGAUCACUAUCACUAUGGUUUUCUUAGUGUGUGUGUUUUCCAGCUCAUGGUGUGGAAUGGGGCUAUGGUCAAACUUUGGGUAUGGCAGGAAAUAGCUUAUGCAGAGUUGCCAGAAAUGCUAACAUCCGGUUUUCAGGGAUACAGUAUUUUCAACCUGACGGAAGUGGGAACUCUGCUCAGGCGUCUUUCAAUGCCUGCAACAUUAGGUUAGGCAGGAAGUGGAGGGGGGGGUGUGUGUGACUGGGAACAGACACUGACAGUCAAGGAGAAUCCACGAGUCCUAUAAAACCCCAGUCCUGCACCCCUACAUCACAACCAGGAAGGACUUUUCAUACAUGGACACACAUACAUAUUACAUACAGGAUUUAUCAGUUGUAUUGUGUUUUUUAAUUCCCUGUACUGUUCUUGUGAAUUUGAAGUGUGAUUGGGGGUUCUCAGUUCAAGAACUGAUUCUCAGUGAUUGAGGCAUUUGUUGCAGAAAGUGGCUGACAGAAGAAUAAAAGAAAAAUGUGUAGAAGGGGGGUUGAUUAUGGUAUGUAUGAUGUGUUUUCUCAUGUUUUACGUGUAUUUACCUCAUCUCAUACCUCUUUUCCCGUGUUAACUGGGAGUGAUUUGUCUGGGAGGAUGGUCCACAAGGAAAUGACUGUGAUGGACCUUUAGUAGUAGUAGACUGUGAUGGAACUUGAGUCACACAUCACCAGUUUUUCAUUCACCACACAUUGAGGCCAGUAGUGGGUUAAGAAUUUUUGGCAGAGAUCAAGGUUCAGAAGAUCCAGUUGAGUGGAAGGGUUUAAGGAGAGGAAGGUACUUCACUGUGGAGCACAUACUUACCUACUAGGUUGUUGUUUUCAUGUACAGUACCUGUGAGGCCUUUUCCCCUCUUAGUUUAACACUUUAUUUGUUGUUCGACUUUGUAUAUGAAAACAAAUUAAUUGCACAAUGGACUUUUCAUUUUCUUUCAAUUUCAUAUGAUGUUGCCACACUGUUAAAUGCCUCUGUUACCGUCAUACCUUGUUUUUGAUCUUGCAGUGUUAUAAAGUAAAGCUGUAUUUACAUCUAGGGAUGUGAAGUUGUAGCGAGAACAAUUUUCAGAUCUCAUAUUUUAGUCCUGAGGGUGAGAUAUAUUUCAGAUGGCACUGAUAUCAUUGUGAGUCUACCCAUAUAUCAUUAAAGUACAAGGGAGACAUUGUUUGCACACAGCCAUCCAGUCAACAGGGAUAUACAGACUGGAGCAAAGCAUUGAGCAUUCUCAGCCAGUAGAGGGCAGUAGGGCAUACAGAGUCCAGGCUAGCCAUUGGUAGGGUGAAUUGGGCUUGAUCAUGCAAAGGCAACCCUGGUCUUGGAAUUGACACGUCUUUAGUAAUAACAUGGUGGGAACCUGUUUAUUCAAAUUGCCUAUCAGUGGUCAUGACGUAAAGGACACCCAAGAGGGAAUGCUGUUUAAAAGUUAAGACUUGAGUUAUUGUCAGCGUCUCUAAUUACACCCUAUUUGGCUCUUGGUCAAAAGUAGUGGACUGUAUGGAUAGUAGGUUGAUAAAAUGGUGUAUAUUUUGAGAUUUCCCAGCCUGAAGUUAGAUUGUAAAAAUAAGGUAGGUAGAUCUGUUCCCCAAUGUAGGCAAUAUUACAUUUAUGGCCACUAUUUCAAUGCACUGGACUGCAAGUGAAUAUAAGGGACAUUUAUAUUGUCUGUUCCUUUAUUGGUCAAGUGAGCAAAGAAAUGAAGAGAGGAUAUCUGUAUUUAAAAUAUAUUGUGUUUGCUGUUGUAAUUUAUAUGGAUGUGACUUCAGUUGUAAAUGUCUUGUUUUAUAGAAGGAAAAUACAAACAGAUUCCCCAAA
This is a messenger RNA of Oncorhynchus keta (chum salmon), 7963 nucleotides long. Its product is annotated as DENN domain-containing protein 4B-like. The transcript has 27 exons. Gene Ontology annotation, molecular function: protein binding. Gene Ontology annotation, cellular component: cytoplasmic vesicle. The record is from RefSeq and is a predicted model, not a curated record. Gene Ontology annotation, biological process: regulation of Rab protein signal transduction. Lineage: Eukaryota; Metazoa; Chordata; Actinopteri; Salmoniformes; Salmonidae. The coding region runs from base 463 to 4956 and encodes 1497 amino acids.